ACCGCGAACACCACUAUUUCUCCGUGCACAAAUAAUUCUUAUCGUUCGCGGAAAAUAUGCUGGCUCUGGUGCUACUGCUCAUUUGUAAUGGUUUUAUCGGUGUGAUCGGUGAUGAAAAGGAUUCCACGGAUGAAAAGGAUUAUCGGGAACCGCGCGUGGAUGUGGGAAAAUGUUUGGACUUUUGCCAUUUAAAAUAUAUUCCAUACUUGCUCUGCAAGGACGAAGACGAUAAGCUCGUUAAAAAUCCCUGGGAAACCUGCCAUCGAGGUCAUUGUGAUAAGGACAAAAUUAAACUUAAAUACGUCACUAACGACGGGACUAAAAAACGUGAAAAUUAUGUACCGAAAACAAGAGUCGGAGAAUCGGCAUAUUUUAAAUAUCUGUGCUUGGAUCGGAGGGGUCUGCCUCAGAAGUUGAAAUGUGAGCUUCGGGAUGGCGAUCGUAAAUGGGAGGAUGACGACAAAAUUAGGUGCUAUGAGCCCCAGGAGUUAAGCUCUCAUCUCAACCUGCUGGUUACGGAGAAGCCCCCGGAUAUGAUACCCCAGCUAAACGAAAUUCUCAAUCAUUCCAACGUAACGCUCAAGCCCGUAGAUAUUUCAAGUAUUGCCGAGAUUAUAAAGAACUCCUUCGACAUACCUGACAAAGAGGCCUCAAUGGCAACGCAUCUCAUUGGCAUAAGCCUUAAAGUUAUGGAAACUGAAAAGGAGACUCUUCGGUUGUCCGCCGAACUCAAUGCCACAAAUACCCUUCUCAUCAACUUCGAGGAUAAUCUGAAUGCCUUGGCCCCUAAACUGUUAUCCGAAAUUCGGGAAUCGGACCCCAGCCCAGCCUCCAAUGAUGUCAUCAAGUCAGAGAUCUAUUGGGAACUGGGAGUCAAGGCACUUAUCAGCAGCAAUCUAAGUGUAUUCUUUGUGAAUCCUGACAUUGCCAAUGUCACUGGCAUUUCCUUGCACUGGAACGUCAAGAGUAGCCAGUGGAGCUAUAACGUUAUAUAUUCAUCAAAUCAGACGGAAAAUAUUAGAAAUCUUGAGAAUCUGGAGUCUGCAGCAUUUUUGCCCGAUAAGCUCUGGCAAGAGGUGAAGAAAAAGGGGGCAAAAUAUCUUAUCUUCAAGGUCUACAAACAAGAUGUUCUUUUUGUGGAAACGGAGGAGGAGCUCCACAGGCGACCCACCAGCGUCGUUAUCUCCAUAACCAUAUCGGGAUGGCAUGAACAUAAUUUACCCGGGAAGCUGCCCAUUUUCUUGCGAAAUGGCAACACAGACCCCAAUCUCUCGGAGGGUGGAUGUGGCUACUGGAAUUAUGCGACAUGGCUCAGUGACGGUGUUUCCACAUUGGCCAGUGCCGGCUCUAACUUCAUUAAUAAUUCCAUGAUCCUUUGCUUCGCCGAUCAUCUCACCCAGUUCACAUUUCUUUUGGGAGUGGGUGGGCGUAAAACUGAUACGCCAGACCUUCACGACUACAUAUUGGAUAUUUUAACCAAUGUGGGACUGUGCUUGUCUCUCGGAGGGAUCUUCAUUAUUUUUCUUACGGCAAUUGUGUUCAGUCAUUUUAGGAGAAUGGCCUCCACGAAAAUAUUACUUAACUUCUGCUUUGCCUUGGCCAUCCAGUUGAUCGUCUUUCUGGUUGUGAGUAACGUCAAGAUCUUGGACCAAGUUAAGCUCAAGGAACGUUUCAAUAUCGAUGAGUGCAUUUUCAUGGGAGCCCUGAUGCAGUACCUCCUGCUGGUCGUUUUUGCCUGGAUGCUGAUCAUAGCCUUCCUGCAGUACAAGAGAUACGUCACUGUGGUGGGGGUUUCCCACCCAGAUCAUUACAUUCUAAUGUCAGCGAUUGUGGCCUGGGCACUACCCCUGGUGCCCACUCUAUUGGUGGUGUUCCUGGAUGGCCAAUCCUACAUUCCCACGGACCCAACCCAGGAGCUUCCAAUCAUCUGUUAUCCCUCUGGCCGAGGUCUUGGCCUGGGCGUGAUUCUGCCCAUUGGACUGGUAACUUCGGUCAACACUCUGAUAGUUGGGAUUAUUUUUUGGAAAGUUGACCAGAACCUGAUCCAACGUAAGAUCAAGAUUCAGAUGCGACUCUUCGCCCUGCAAUUCUUUCUGCUGGGCAUCUCCUGGAUCUUUGGCCUGUGUGUGGUUUUCGGGUUCGGCAUAGUCUUCUCCUACCUCUUCUGCAUAACGACCCCACUACAAGGCUUCAUAUUGUUCCUCUACUUCGUAGCUUUCAAAAAGGAUAACCAACUGGCAUGGAUGAGAUUGUGUUGCCUGAAGAGCAGGAAGAACCUCGUAAGAGAGCCGGAUACCUCAGACAUAGCAAUGGAUCCCGUGAGUCAAGGAAGUCAAAAUACUUUAUCCUCGAUGCGAAAAAUACAAACCUAAUUCAAAUAAUUCAGUUCAAUAACUUAAAUUAAGUUACUUAAAAUAUCCAAAAUUAAAUAAUGUUCGAAGAAGAUUAUCGGCAAAAAUGAAUAAUGUACGUUAUAGUCAUAUUUCAAUCUGACUCAAAUUAAAACUUAAGCCAGAUAUCAAAGUCUUAGUGUGUAAUGACUUAUCUUUAAUAAAUGAAAUUAUUUAUUCAAAUGC
Molecule: messenger RNA, 2576 nt
Organism: Drosophila bipectinata
Lineage: Eukaryota; Metazoa; Arthropoda; Insecta; Diptera; Drosophilidae
Gene: Ktch
Product: Ketchup
Biological process (GO): adenylate cyclase-activating G protein-coupled receptor signaling pathway; cell surface receptor signaling pathway
Cellular component (GO): plasma membrane
Molecular function (GO): G protein-coupled receptor activity
Source: RefSeq, a predicted model, not a curated record